Messenger RNA from Xenopus tropicalis (tropical clawed frog), 4202 nucleotides. RefSeq names its product ADAM metallopeptidase domain 10 (gene adam10). Gene Ontology annotation, molecular function: metalloendopeptidase activity; metallopeptidase activity; endopeptidase activity. The record is from RefSeq and is marked provisional. Gene Ontology annotation, cellular component: organelle; plasma membrane; cytoplasm. Lineage: Eukaryota; Metazoa; Chordata; Amphibia; Anura; Pipidae. Gene Ontology annotation, biological process: proteolysis.
GCGCCGUUCGGGACACCGGGAGCUUCCGCUUCCCCAGCAGCUGGAGGGGUGGAGAGAGAAAGCUGAUAGAGAAUACGUGUUUGGCUGCUGUUUUGGGGGUCAAUGUGCGAGUGCUGCUGCUGCUGACCCUCCCUGAUCAUGGCACUGCUGAGGCUCGUGUUCCUGCUGUCCUGGGCUGCCUGUUCGGGAGGUCACUAUGGCAACCCAUUGAAUAAAUACAUAAGGCAUUAUGAAGGAUUAAACUACAAUAUGGAUUCCUUGCACCAAAAACACCAACGUGCCAAAAGAGCUGUGUCUCAGGAGGAUCAGUUUGUGCACUUGGAUUUUCAGGCUCAUGGCAGGCAGUUCAACCUUCGAAUGAAGAGGGACACAUCUUUAUUUUCACCUGAUUUUAAAUUGGAGGUUGGAGGAGAAACUGUGGAUUAUGAUACCUCUCACAUAUACACUGGGCAGUUAUUUGGUGAACAGGGGACUUUGAGCCAUGGAUCUGUUGUUGAUGGUAGAUUUGAAGGAUUUAUUAAAACCCAUCAAGGCACAUUCUAUCUGGAGCCAUCUGAAAGAUUCUUUAAAAACCAAGCAGUUCCGUUUCAUUCUGUCAUGUAUCACGAAGAUGACAUUAAGUACCCACAUAAGUAUGGAUCUGAAGGAGGAUGUGCUGAUUCUUCUGUCUUUCAAAGAAUGAAAGAAUAUCAGAUGUCAGCGCAAGAAGAAUCGGAAAAACACGAUCACAAGGAAGACCAUGAAGGUAGUGGUCCUCUCAUCCUACGGAAAAAACGAGCUGCCCAGGCAGAAAAAAAUACGUGCCAGUUGUACAUCCAAACUGAUCAUCUCUUCUACAAACGAUAUGGGGAAACCAGAGAGGCAGUGAUAGCCCAGAUUUCCAGCCAUGUGAAGGCAAUUGACACAAUUUAUCAGUCAACCGAUUUUAGUGGAAUUCGAAAUAUCAGCUUCAUGGUGAAAAGGAUACGGAUAAAUGUAACAAGUGAUGAGAAAGACCCCACAAAUCCAUUUCGGUUUCCUAAUAUUGGAGUGGAGAAAUUCCUUGAAUUGAACUCUGAGCAGAACCAUGAUGAUUAUUGCCUGGCAUAUGUAUUUACAGACCGGGAUUUUGAUGAUGGUGUCUUAGGGCUUGCUUGGGUUGGAGCACCUUCAGGUAGCUCCGGCGGAAUAUGUGAAAGGAACAAACUGUACUCUGAUGGCAAAAAGAAAUCCCUGAAUACUGGAAUCAUUACUGUUCAGAACUAUGGCUCCCACGUCCCCCCUAAGGUCUCUCAUAUCACCUUUGCACAUGAGGUCGGACAUAACUUUGGUUCCCCACAUGACUCCGGCAAUGAGUGUACACCAGGUGAAUCCAAGAAUCUAGGAUUUAAAGAAAAUGGCAAUUUUAUUAUGUAUGCCAGAGCCACAUCUGGGGACAAGCUCAAUAACAACAAGUUCUCAAUCUGCAGUGUUCGAAAUAUAAGCCAAGUGCUGGACAAAAAGAGGAAUUCCUGUUUUGUAGAGUCUGGUCAGCCAAUAUGUGGCAAUGGACUGGUGGAGCAAGGAGAGCAAUGUGAUUGUGGUUACAGCGACCAGUGUAAGGAUGACUGUUGUUAUGAUGCCAAUCAGCCAGAAAAUUUAAAAUGCACAUUAAAGCCUGGAAAACAGUGCAGUCCCAGUCAGGGCCCAUGUUGCAACUCAGGUUGUACCUUCAAACUGCGAAGUGAGAAAUGCCGUGAAGAAUCUGACUGCGCCAAGAUGGGAACAUGUAAUGGUGUCUCUGCUCAGUGUCCACCAUCAGAUCCUAGGGACAACCUCACUGAGUGUAACAGGGCAACCCAAGUUUGCAUCAAGGGGCAAUGCUCAGGAUCUAUCUGUGAAAAGUAUGACUUGGAAGAGUGCACCUGUGGCAGUAGUGAUGGCAAAGAUGACAAGGAGCUGUGCCACGUUUGCUGCAUGGAGAAAAUGAAACCACAUACCUGUGCUAGCACUGGUUCAGAAGCAUGGAGAGCUCACUUUAAAGGAAAAACUAUUACAUUACAACCAGGAUCUCCAUGUAAUGAAUUUAAAGGAUACUGUGAUGUAUUCAUGCGGUGCCGAUUGGUGGAUGCUGAUGGUCCACUGGCCCGCCUGAAAAAAGCUAUUUUUAACCCUGAACUAUAUGAAAAUAUUGCUGAAUGGAUUGUGGCACACUGGUGGGCAGUGCUGCUCAUGGGAAUAGCACUAAUAAUGCUUAUGGCUGGAUUUAUUAAGAUUUGCAGUGUGCACACACCAAGCAGCAAUCCAAAGCUGCCACCCCCGAAACCCCUUCCAGGCACGCUAAAGAGAAGGAGACAACCACAGACAACUCAACAACCUCCACGCCAGAGACCUCGAGAGAGUUACCAGAUGGGACACAUGAGACGUUAACUGGAGCUUAUUUGCCUUUGGUUCUUCCUAGUGCCUACCAUAGGAAAGAUUCACUCCAAAGAAACACCUACCAAUAGUCACAGUCCCCCAGUCAAGAAAGCAAGAAUUAGAUCAAAAAGAGAGAAGAAAGGCAAGCUCCAAUCAGUGUUGCCACAUGGUGAUACUGUUUUUAACUUGCUAAAACAUUCAAUUCUGGAUGAACAAAUUAACUCUUGGGUUUUUUAACAGAUAUUUUUAACCUAACUGCACAAAGUGUUAGAAUAUCCUGAUUCUUUCGUUUCAUGCCCCCUUCCUUUCUCUGCUUCUUAUGUGCUAUCAACUGAUCUCUCACUUACUAAACUUACAUCUUUCUUUUUCUUACCACCAAUCAAGGCUAGGAAGCUAGACCACUUCAGCAUUGGAGACAUCUCUUGCCAAUGUGUAUACAUUAUUAUAUGCAGAUGUGUAUCUCUAAUGUACGAGCAUACAUCUAUGUGCAAUUUUAAAAACAAAUAAUUGCAAUAUGGAUAUGUUACUUUGUAUUAUAGCUUUUUUCCACUGUUAAUGAAGACAUUACUGUUUAAGUGACAUACUCAGGAUUACAGAGGAUUUGGUGUAUAAAGGAGACUGAAUAUUUUUUUGGAUGCAUCUACUCAAUAUGGAAAGCAAAUCCACCUGCAUUCUUUUUCUAUAAGUCUUAGAAACAGAGUUGGUUAAAGUCUUCAUUUCAUAGAUUUCCUUAGACCAGCCACUUUUCGGUGUGGCACACAAGACUUUUCCUUUGGAUUCACGCAAGCAACAAAUGUACAAAACAGACACAACUCUGGACUUUAAGACUAUUUUUAUGAUUGUUUUUUUAAUGUCUCCCAGAUUAUUCAGGUGAGAAGGGCCUCGAUGAUUACAUGUUUAGGCAUGUAUUUUAUAAAAAGACAGGUCUAUUAUCUGAUUUGCCAUCUGUAUGAAAUCUCAUGGUAUAAUUGUUGUACAUGUGCUGUGUCAACUGUUUUGUUACAAGAGGGGCAUAUGGAGUAAUGUGUACGAAUGAAAGUUGAAUUUCUGUGUAUUUUUGGGCAAAAUCCUUUAUGGAAUAUUCUCAGCGCUGAGUUGCUGAUAAAUGUAUAACCACUAAAUUUGUGUCUUUCAAUAUUAAGAGAAGAAAUGUGUUACUAAGUCUGUUUUCAGCUUCUUCACACACUGGUAGUAUCUGCUUCUGCCAUAAUCCCAAUUCAGGCAUCUGGAUGCUUGUUCAAUAUGUAUACCAUUAAUAUAUAAACUAUUCAUGCAUCAGAUACUAUGCAUGUAAAUAUUUGGGCAUUACUAAAACACCUCUACAGUUUCUCUUUCCGUUCAAUCUGUUUUUUUGGUAUCUGUGAUUUUUGGUUUGGGCAACAUCUUGGAGUGAGCAUGGUGUUGUAUCCCUUAUGUUGACCAUUUUCCUGACCUGUCCUUUUUACAUAGUUCUGCCACCGAGUAAUUUAAAGCCUCUCUGGCUGGCUGCGUGGCAGAACUAAAAAAUGCUGUGGUGGUGCUGCAACACACGAGAAACUUGUUUUAUUAGCAAGGGCAAUGGGAGUACUGCAGGAAGGGAGGCCCCAGUGUAGAUUUCUCACCCUGGCCCAAAUGGCUUAAGUUAUGUUACACACAGUAUUGGUUUGGCAGGAAGAGAACUAGAAGGAUAUGUAGAACAGAACCAGUUAACAUAUAAAAACAUACUUCUAAAUGUUAAUGUGCAAUUACAAAGUUGACAUUUAUUUGAAGUUUUGCUGCAAUUUUUUCUGCUUCUCCCAAUUUAAAUUAAAUUUGUAUAACCAACCUGCUCUGGGUGAACUUGCUUU